AUGUCGAAGCGCAAGGUGUAUUUGGACAUGGAGGACUUCCACAAAGCGCUGAGGUUGCUGGACGCUAAACUCGGCACCGAUCCGAUGAUUAUGGCCUUCGCCCCCAUCCGAAUGAUUGUCGCCGGAGGCUUCUUCUCCGUCAUGUACCUGAAGAAUAGAAAGACAACUACGGACAUGGACUUCCUCCUCGACCCCGAAUGGGCCAACGACGAGGACAUCAAGAUUCCGCUGCAGAAGUCCAUCCGGGAAGUCGCCAACGAGGCGCAUUACAUGGAAGAUUGGGCCAAUGAAGAUGUGGGUGUGUUCGUUACGGAGAAGACGAGGAAGAUCCUGAUGGACGACGCCAUCAAGCAGAACAUUGUCCUCUGGGGCAGUGGCACCCUGCUCGUGCUUGCCGCUCCGGUUGAAUGGGCCCUGGAGAGAAAGCUGCGGCGCAUCUACUGCGCGGAGCGAGGGCGCAAGGCGGAGCUGGAUCUGGCCGACGCCGUGGCAAUGCUCAAGUUCAUGAAAGACAGGAAGGGGAGUAAGCUUGAUAUGGAGUACUGUCGCACGCUGAAUAAGAAUGGCUUCGACGUCCUGCCCGACGUCGACACCAUGAACUGUGUGGCUGCCGCUUACAAAGCAACCUAUGGCGAGAAUAUUUUCUGA
Aspergillus sclerotioniger CBS 115572 is the source of this 648-nucleotide messenger RNA. RefSeq lists its product as uncharacterized. The transcript has 2 exons. Lineage: Eukaryota; Fungi; Ascomycota; Eurotiomycetes; Eurotiales; Aspergillaceae. The record is from RefSeq and is a predicted model, not a curated record. The coding region runs from base 1 to 648 and encodes 215 amino acids.